CCGUUUUCCGUUGACAUCCAUUGACCAUCUGCAUUAGUCUUCCGCAUCGCGAUGGCCAUGACGGCAUAGCCCAGCCAUGCAGUCGCUGCAGUUCUCUCACUGGCUGCUGGUGCUGGUCCAAGCCCUACGCGUCGCUUGGGCGCUGCUCUUGCGCCUGGUGCCGGGCUGCGGCCGUGUGCGCGGCGUGGGCAUUUGCGAAUGCGAAGAUUCGCUCAAUGAAGAUUGCUGGCGGGACCAACUCGCCUUCCGUACUGAAGCUUCUUCGCUCCUGAUCUACAUUGCGCUGGCAGGGCUGACCUGUGCUGAUCGCCUGAAGCAACGGCACUCGGUGAUCCUCGUGUCAGUCAUCGCACUGGAGUCCUUCCUCAUGUUGCCCAUGCUCCUGUUGCCCAUCGUCAUGUUCCAGUUUCUGGACGUCUUCAGCAUGUUCGCAGCUGCUUUGUAUCGCGUGAUGCAGGCUGUCCUCUUCAUGGAUGGCGCCUACCAGUUGAACGACCGGAUUUAUGCUUCCGCGGUGCAAGCUCGCCGGAGAUCCAUUAGCUCCGAGGCCUUCCAUGGGCGGCUCGCUCUCAUGGUGAGCGUCUCCUUGGCCCUCGUCAUCGGAGCGCUGAUUGCUGCGAUCUAUCUUUGCAUGGCCGUCCCAGAGGUGACCAUCUGCGUGGUGAGCGCGGUGGUGGGCUCCAGCCUUUUGCUGCUGGUGAGCAUUACCAGCUGGUGCGAACAUGGGUCUUUGAUGACUUCUUCGGUGAUGUUUGCCUACAACAUUUACCUUUGCUAUCAGGUGGCCUCCAUUCGCCCGCGUGCGGAGGAGGAGGAGAUUCCCACCACCAUGCUGGGGCUUUUGGUGCCUACGUUGUCCUUGGCCUAUUUCGCCAUCAGCAAAAGCCCUGCCAGGCACCUCGCAGGCCGCAAGCAGAACUCCAGCGACACCACGGAUGACUUCGAUCCCAACGACUUCCUCCUGCGUUGCUUCGUGCACUUCCUCGCGGACUUCUACGUGACCUCCGUGCUGGCGCCGAGGGUGAGUUGGCUGCGGUUCAACAUCCGGGCUGCGACCGUCUUCGUGCCGCGAAGCAGUGGGAACGGAUGGUGCAGUAGCUCCCCCUUUGCUCUGGGCCGCAGCAGGGCAUUCUGGGGCGAGGCAUAUGACUCCCAUUGGAGGAAGAUGGCCCACCGAAGCAGACGGUCUUGAACAAGAAGGAUGCAGCAACUGGAAGCCUAUGCAACUCCCAAAUUCCACGUGAAUCCGACCAGAAGAGGGGGGUGAAUAUGUGAUGUAGUACCCUUGCCUGCAGGGCUACAGGGAUGCCUGUGGCAUCGAAAAAGGAACUUGUGGCAUCCUACGCAUCCAAUGCAUCCAAAAGGCACCUCUUUGGAACCAGAAUAUGGGAUAAAAGAGUGGAUGUGGGAUGAUGUGGGCAACCAUCCCCCAGGACACCGAAGGGCGCCCCUAGGCGGUGCACCUCAGACACCCAUCUCUUUUCGAUGGGCCCAGAGAGUCCUGGCACCCGUGGGUCAUGGCAUCCGGGCACCGAACUUGUUUUGGACCGAAAAUGAACCGAUUCCCAGACACGACCUGUCUGGGACUGCGAGUCCGGACUGCCGCC
Molecule: messenger RNA, 1607 nt
Organism: Durusdinium trenchii
Lineage: Eukaryota; Dinophyceae; Suessiales; Symbiodiniaceae
Source: the annotation of a GenBank genome assembly